Tripterygium wilfordii is the source of this 3173-nucleotide messenger RNA. Its product is annotated as G-type lectin S-receptor-like serine/threonine-protein kinase SD2-2. The record is from RefSeq and is a predicted model, not a curated record. Lineage: Eukaryota; Viridiplantae; Streptophyta; Magnoliopsida; Celastrales; Celastraceae. The coding region runs from base 225 to 2912 and encodes 895 amino acids. The transcript has a single exon. Gene Ontology annotation, molecular function: protein serine/threonine kinase activity; ATP binding. Gene Ontology annotation, biological process: protein phosphorylation; recognition of pollen.
GCAAUCUUCGUUGUGUCCGCGAAUGGCAGCUUUUGCUGAUAUCCAUGAAAAUCAAAAUCAUCUCCGAAUGAAAUCUUUCUUUUGCACCCAAAAGUCUCAGUCUGAAUGAAAUCUUUCUUUUCCACUUCACUAUCGCACGCUGCUCGAUUGAACAGUUUCAUCUUUUUCCACUUCCCUAUCGUUUGAAUAAAUAUGGUGUAUGAGAAAGCACAGACCCAGUAAGUAUGAUUUCAUUAUCGUUGCUGUUCUUCCUUCUAUUGAUACCUUCAAAUGCUGCCUUUGCGGCUCAUAGACUCCAUAACACAGACCCAAAUUUCAAUUUCUCCACCCAAGAUGACCAACUAUUGUACUCUCUCCCAAACAAUCGGUUUGUUCAGUUCAGAAUCAAUAAUUCCCAAUCCGACAAUGUUGUAAUUAGAGGAAAUUCGACAAUUCUGAGCGAGAAUCGGACUUUUGAACUUGGGUUCUUUAGCACUAAUGGCGGUUCCAGCGGCUAUCUUGGAAUUUGGUUCGCUUCAAUCCCGACGCCUACACGAGUCUGGGUGGCGAAUCGAGAGAAACCCAUCAAGGAUAUUGCGUCGGCGACAUUAGAACUCACAGAAACAGGGCGAUUAGCGAUCGGAGAUUCCAAUGGUUCUCUCACAUGGCAGACAACGAAUACAGAGAGAGCUAUUGAUAUUUAUCUUUACGAUAAUGGGAAUCUGGUGUUACUGUCAUCGGAUGGGUCACCGGUUUGGCAAAGCUUCGAUUACCCGACGGACACGUGGCUUCCGGGCAUGAACAUCACCACCGAGCGUUCAGUGACCUCAUGGCGGAGCUUAUCGGAUCCCUCUCCGGGUCUCUACUCUCUGAGGCUAAAACCUCUCGGAUACAAUGAGUUUGAGCUUGUUUAUAACGACACUUUCGUUUAUUGGUCCACUGGGAAUUGGACCGGUAAUGCUUUUGUUAACGUUCCACAAAUGACUAUCCCAUACAUCUACAGAUUCCAUUUCGUGGAUCCUUACAGGUCCACGGCGUCGUUUUGGUUUACGGAGACGCCGCUUGAAGGUGCGUUGAGGCCACCAUUAACACGGUUCUAUGUGGACCACAAUGGGCAACUGAAGCAGUUCACGUGGACCUCACAGACCGAGAACUGGAACAUGUUCUGGUCGCAGCCGGAGAAUCACUGCAGAGUCCAUUCCCUCUGCGGCGAUAUGGGUUUUUGUAAGGGCACACUGUUGAAGCCUUGUGUUUGCUUCCCGGGGUUCAGGCCUGCAAACGAAGGUAAUUGGGAGAAUGAGGAUUAUUCUGGUGGUUGUAUGAGAGACGAUGAUGAUUCUUGCAAGGAGAGCGAUGGCUUUGAGGCGGUUGGCGUUGUGGCUUUCGACAGGGAAAAUAGUGAGUCCUUUGAAGGGAGUAGGAGUAUCUGUGAGAGGUCUUGUUUGAUGAAUUGUUCUUGUAUUGGGCUAUACCAUAAUGGGAGGACGAAUUUGUGCAAGAAUUUAUAUGGGUCUAUGUUAAACUUGAGGAAUUUGAGCUCUGAUGGCAUUAGUGAGGAUGUGUUGUAUGUUAGGGUGCCAGGAGGAAGAACUGAAAAGAAGAGUGUUUCCAAAAGUGUGGUCUUGGUUGUUAGCAUUGUUGGUUCAUUUGCUCUUGUUGCUGUUGCAGUUGCUUUGCUGGUGUUGUUGAUUAUAUAUCAGAGAAGGAAGAAGAGAGAAGGCAUGGAAGAUGGUGGUGCAUUUCCAAUGUUAAAUUUGAAAGUGUUUUCUUACAAAGAGCUUCAAGCAGCAACAAGGGUUUUCUCUGAAAAGCUUGGCCACGGUGGGUUUGGGACGGUGUUCCAAGGUCAGUUAUCAGAUUCUAGCAUUGUUGCUGUGAAACGCCUUGAAAGGCAAGGCAGUGGAGAGAAAGAGUUCAGGGCAGAGGUGUGCACAAUUGGGAAUAUUCAGCAUGUAAAUCUUGUGAGACUUAGAGGCUUCUGCUCAGAGAAUUCUCAUAGACUUUUGGUUUAUGAUUACAUGCCAAAUGGUCCAUUAAGUGUUUAUUUGCGUCGAGAUGGACCUAAUUUAAGCUGGGAUGUUAGAUUCCGGAUAGCUGUUGGAACAGCAAGAGGCAUUGCAUAUUUACAUGAAGAAUGUAGAGAUUGCAUUAUCCAUUGUGAUAUAAAACCAGAAAACAUUCUUCUAGACAGUGAUUACACAGCAAAGGUGUCGGAUUUUGGUCUAGCAAAGCUAAUCGGAAGGGACUUCAGCCGAGUUUUAGCAACAAUGAGAGGUACUUUGGGGUAUGUUGCUCCAGAAUGGAUUUCUGGCUUGGCUAUUACAGCCAAAGCUGAUGUCUACAGCUAUGGAAUGACAUUGUUGGAGUUACUUGGUGGCCGCAGAAACGUGGAGGCACCACCAUCUGCAGGCACUGCCAAUUGUGAUGGGGAGGGCGGAAACAAAGAGAAAUGGUUUUUCCCUCCAUAUGCAGCACGCCAAGUAAUCGAGGGCAACGUGGAUACACUGGUAGAUCCUAGAUUAGGUGAUGCAUAUAACCAUAACGAGGCAGAGCGGGUUGCAUUUGUGGCAAUUUGGUGCAUACAGGACAAUGAGGAAAUGAGGCCAACGAUGGGGAUGGUAGUGAAAAUGCUGGAGGGUGUGGUGGAAGUGACUGUACCACCACCACCAAAAUUACUACAAGCAUUUGUUUCCGGGGAGUCUUAUCGUGGCAUUCAGGUGGAUUCAGGCAACGGAGAAUCCAUCAACAUUGGCUCUUCACCUGCUGAUAACACGAGAAUAUCUAAUGAACAUUCACAGUCUUCGCUUGGCAACGGAGAAUCCAUCGACGUUGGCUCUUCUCCUGCUGAUAACAUAAGAGUGUCUAAUGAACAUUCACAGUCAUCGGUUGGCAAUGUCUCCUCCCCAGUUUACGAUAAUGUGAAGUUUGACUAACAAGUUUGUUGAUUGUUAGUUGUAACUGACCAUGACUAAUUUCACUCCUACUAUUUAGUCAGUUCAGUAGUGUUUGUAGACCUUAGAAGUUUAUGAAAAAGGGUUCUUUUCUAGAAGCAGAACAGUUUCCAUAUGUGGAGAGAAUUACUGUAAAAGUUUUGCCUUCCAUGAAUCUCAGAAAUCUUAUAUGCUGAAGGCCAAGUAUGUGUGUAUAGAUUUCCUUUCUGAAAUGAAGAAUCAGAGCAGACACUACCGACUACA